Messenger RNA from Naegleria fowleri, 585 nucleotides. RefSeq lists its product as uncharacterized. Bases 1 to 585 code for a protein of 194 amino acids. The transcript has a single exon. The record is from RefSeq and is a predicted model, not a curated record. Lineage: Eukaryota; Heterolobosea; Eutetramitea; Acrasida; Naegleriidae.
AUGCCUUAUCAAACCUUCCAACCACAACGAGGGCGCCACAUGGACACCACUUCUUCUUCCCAUCGAUGGCCAUCACAACGUCACAAUCAUGAGGAUCGCCACCAUCAAGAGUUUGAUGAUGAGGAUUCAACCACCUACGUAGGAGAGGACAGUUCCGAGGAAUAUCUUCAUCCAACCCGAGCCGCCACUGCCAUCACUCCUUCUUGGGUUUCCGAAAAGAAACGUCAACGUCGACACAAAUAUUCAUCAAAGAUUCGCGCACUCAAACAACUCCUUUCCGACAAGAACAAACAAUGGGAAGAAGAUCGAUUCAAAUUAACUCUCAAAGAAUGUUCAAAAAUUUCAACUCAAACAUUGCGACAUAUGAAGAGUGACUUGUUGCGAUGUUUGCAAGUCAUUGAUGAGACUCUCCAUGAACGAGAAGAUCGAGACAAGUCUUGUGCCAUUUGUAUGGGAAAUGUACGACAAGUAGUCUUCAUGCCGUGUAAACAUUUCUUGUCGUGUGAAGAUUGUGCACAAAAUGUUGAACAUUGUCCCAUUUGUCGACAUGUUAUUUCAAAGAGAAUCAAAAUUUAUCUUUCUUGA